Molecule: messenger RNA, 234 nt
Organism: Lodderomyces margitis
Lineage: Eukaryota; Fungi; Ascomycota; Pichiomycetes; Serinales; Debaryomycetaceae
Product: proteasome regulatory particle lid subunit
Exons: 1
Coding region: 1-234 (77 amino acids)
Biological process (GO): double-strand break repair via homologous recombination; mRNA export from nucleus; proteasome assembly
Cellular component (GO): proteasome regulatory particle, lid subcomplex; proteasome complex
Source: RefSeq, a predicted model, not a curated record
AUGACAGAGCAUAAAGCACAAGAGGUUUCCAAAAAGGAAGAGCAGGUGAUAAAGUCGCUUGAAGAGGAUGACGAAUUUGAAGAUUUUCCCGACGAUGAUUCGCAAUGGGUCACAGACGCAAAAUUGAAAGAAGAAGCACUUUGGGAGCAAGAUUGGGAUGAUGAUGAUAAUCAAGACCAUUUUUCACAAAAGUUGAGGGAGGAGUUGAUAAAAUCACAGAAACCUGCAAACUAA